Molecule: messenger RNA, 3850 nt
Organism: Pogona vitticeps (central bearded dragon)
Lineage: Eukaryota; Metazoa; Chordata; Lepidosauria; Squamata; Agamidae
Source: RefSeq, a predicted model, not a curated record
UGCAUGCCUCUGAGGAAAUUCUGUUGUGGAAAAGAAAAUGGCUUCAUCUGAAGAACGCCACAUUUCCUUAAAUAUCUGGUUCAGUCGUUAGAAUAUCUUAAGAGAUGGGCCUAGAAUUCUAUGGGCAUCGAGUGUUGACUAAUUGUUGGGAAUGGUAUGGAAACCAGUAGUGAGGAGAGGAAAUUGGGAUGGGUUAAAGUCUUCUGAAAGCUGGCGAGAUAGCUUGACUAUUCGCCAGAAAUUUCCUCUUCUCACUACAAGGCGGCUUGGCACAAGAGGCCAUUCAAAAUAUCACUAUUAUGGAAUUGGCAUUAAAGAAAGCAGUGCCUAUUACCACUCUGUAUAUUCUGGGAAAGGUUUGACAAGGUUUUCCGGAAGCAAAUUGAAGAAUGAGGGUGGAUUCACUCGGAAAUAUUCCUUAAGCUCCAAAACUGGGACUCUCCUCCCAGAAUUCCCGAGUGCUCAGCAUCUUGUGCUGGAUAGGUCUCUCUCUAAAGACAAGGUGGAUACCCUUAUCAUGAUGUACAAAACACAUUGUCAGUGUGUCCUCGACAAUGCCAUUAAUGGGAAUUUUGAGGAGAUCCAACAUUUCCUGUUACAUUUUUGGCAAGGAAUGCCUGACCACCUUCUUCCCCUGCUUGAAAACCCUGUUACCAUUGACAUUUUCUGUGUCUGUGACUCAAUACUAUACAAGGUCCUUACAGAUGUACUCAUCCCUUCAACAAUGCAAGAAAUGCCAGAAAGCUUGUUGGCUGAUAUAAGAAAUUUUGCUAAAAACUGGGAACACUGGAUCAUUUCAUCACUAGAAAAUCUCCCGGAAGAUCUUGCGACAAAGAAAUUGCCAAUAGCACGAAGAUUUGUAUCUUCUCUGAAGCGACAGACUUCCUUUUUGCACUUAGCCCAGAUUGCUCGACCAGCUCUUUUUGAUCAGCAUAUAGUGAAUGCCAUGGUAGCUGAUAUUGAUAAAGUAGAUCUGCACAACAUUGGGUCUCAGGCCCUGCUCACGGGCUCUGGAAGCAUGGAUUCUGAUGGGGAAGGCUACAGUGAAUAUGACUCUAUUACAGUGUUCCAAGAACUGAAGGACCUCUUAAAGAAGAAUGCCACUGUGGAGUCAUUUAUUGAAUGGCUGGAUACUGUGGUUGAGCAAAGGGUUGUCAAGUCGAGCAAGCAGAAUGGACGGUCACUAAAGAAGAGGGCACAAGACUUCCUUCUCAAGUGGAGCUUUUUUGGAGCCCGAGUAAUGCAUAAUCUCACUUUGAACAACGCCUCAAGUUUUGGUUCAUUUCAUCUGAUCCGCAUGCUUUUAGAUGAAUACAUCUUGCUUGCCAUGGAGACCCAGUUCAACAAUGACAAAGAACAAGAACUUCAGAAUUUAUUGGACAAAUAUAUGAAGAAUCUAGAUGCGAGCAAAGCCGCUUUUACUGCAUCCCCAAGCUCGUGUUUCCUAGCCAAUCGCAACAAGGUUGAUACAACAUCUAGUGAUGCUUCAGUGAAAAAUGAAUGUCUUGUGGAGCAGCAAGGCUACUUCCCUUUGUCAGUCAAUCAACACAGUGGCACACCUUCUGCUCUGAACCUACUCCCCCCUGGGAAUAAUGAGAACAUGCAGCUGACAGCUCAAAUGGAGCUUCCUCAGAGUGCUGCCCAUCUCAUGACUCCACCCAUUUCUCCAGCCAUGAUCAGCCGAGGAAGCGUAAUCAACCAGGGACCGAUGGCCGGGAGGCCCCCGAGUGCAGAUCCACCGUUGUCUGUGCACUCCCACUGUUCUUCAUAUUCAGAGCCCCUUUACCAGGCUCUGCCACAAACUAAUCAAAACUUCUAUGGAAUCAGUGCCAAUUACCCAGCUGUCUUCAGGACGCAGAGUCAGCCGUCUUCUGGCGUCUAUCAAUACCGGACAGAACCCAGCCACUUUAUGAGCACAGAUGAGCAGCAGCGCUUCCCCAGAAACUACUUCAGUAGCAGCUGUGCUGUGUCUCCAUACAGUGCUAGGACAAACUAUGGACCCUCUUCGACUGUGCCAGAGACACACGGCAUGCAGUUUUUGAACAGCGGAGGCUACAACUUCAUGAACAAUUCUGCAGCAAAUUCUUGCCAAGCAUCUCCAUAUUCCUCAACUGCUUCCAAUGGGUUUUAUGGGAAUACUAUAAAUUAUACAGAGUCACACAGACUUGGGUCGAUGGUAGAUCAGCAUGUUUCUGUCAUCAGCAGCAUAAGCAGCAUUCGACCUCUGCCUCCAUACAGUGAUGUUCACGAUCCACUCAGCAUCUUAGAGGACACUGGAAGGAAACAAGGAGCAUCGUACUUCCCAGAUGCUUCAAUACCAUGCCCGAACCCAAUAAGUUCAGAUAUGCAGGCCGUUAUAUCUGCCCCCUCCUCCCAAUGCAUGUAUGGGCACCCUAGACAGUGUCCUUCUCAGGAAACAGUGGACUCUUCUGGACAAGACAAUAGUGAGAUGUUGUCAUCUUUACCACCGAUCAACACUGUCUUCAUGGGAACUGCUGGUGUGGGUGGCACCUGAGUUACAGAAGUAACUACAGUACAUUUUCUUCUAACGUACUUUCCAUUCUCCUGUGCAGUACUUGGUGGCUAACACACAAUCUCCUCUAGCAACGUGGACUGGAAAAUCAGGGGCAGGGGGAAACACACCACACCUUUAUUGGACCAUUAAAAUUUCACAUACAGUCUAGCUCUUGUGUCCUGCAAAACUCUUCAUUGGACUGGACAUUUCAGAGUUUGGCCCAUGGGAUGAAACAGAACAUUUCCAAAAUAAACAUGGCUAAAUUUUGAGACCAGGCUGUCUGUUUAAAGUUAGUUCCAAAAUGAAUCAGCUUGAGAUUUCCACAAGGACUACAUGGAUUGUUUUCUUUUCUUUUCUUGGCUGAACCAUGGAAAAUAUCCUAAAUGGCUACCUAUGGCCGUAUCUACAACCAGAGUGCAGGGCUGCAUCAAACAGGAAAUAUCUUACUCCAGCCACUGUGCAAUAAAUAGUCUCAGUUUUGUUGAACUUGACUGUGUCUUUUCCUGGUGGGUAAAAUAAAUGUAACAUCAAACUUCUAUAAUAUGGGACUUGUCAUGUUUCUUUCCACCUUAGUUCCCAGUCAAACAGAAGCUACAUGCUUUGAUAUUAUGAAGAGGCUGCAUAGCAAGCAACCCUCUGUCUGCAAGUCAAGGAAACCAGAAUGCCCCAAAGUAAGACAUGCUACCUCGAGCUGAUUCUAAAGGGCUGCAGACUAACAUUAAUCAAGCAAGCCUGGCUUCAGUGUGCACCCAAGAUUAUUUGGAGGCACUCUUCUGUCCCUCCCCCCCAACGCUGUGUAAUGCUCAAUUUGAUAUCACCCAACUUUUUUUUUUGAAUUUUGCACAAGAACCACACAACUUUUUUUCAUUUUGAUAAAAUGGAAGAGUAUUUGCACAGUUACCUGGGACAAAUUCCCACUGAAUCAAAUAGGAUGAACUUAGAUUAAAUCAAUGUCAGGCUGCAUUGUUUGGAGUUGUCUUUUUCUCUUCUUUUUUGAGCUACUGAAACCCUCUAUUGUCUGCCAUCCCAACUGGCAGUACAACUAGUAUGGCUGCACUUCAGAGCAAGAAAAAAUAAUGCCGGAUUCUUAUGGGUUGCAGAGGAAUCAUUUUUCCGAUGUCUACUUGCUGAAAGCCAUUCUGCCUCUCCUACAUACCUGUUUUGUUUUAUAAAAACAAAGAAUUAUUUAAUAGAUGUGAUUAUCUUUAUUUAUUCAAACUGCAGAGUCGUUUACUUGCAUUUCUGUCUACCUGAUUGUCAAAAACAUGUAUUCUACCUCUAUGGAAAUGUUUACAAGGUUGUUGGUUUUUUUAAUUGUUUCAAGCCAAUCUUAUA